GGUGGCUAGGUGGGGAGGGGGGAUCAUGGCUGCUCAGGUCGCCCCCGCCGCCGCCAGCAGCCUGGGCGCCCCGGCUCCAGCCGAGCUGAAGAAAGCGGAGGCGCAGCAGCGGGAUUGUCCCCCGGAGGAGGCGGGGGGCGAGGCGGUGGCGGAGCGCGGCGGCGAGAAGCAGGCGGAGAGCGAGGGCCCCCCGGGGAAGGAGCUGCAGGACGGGGCCGAGAGCAACGGAGGGGACGCCGGGGCCGAGCCCGACCUGAAGAGCUCGAACGGGAACGCGGGCCCCAGGCCCGCCGCUGCCGCCGCCACCCUGAACAAUAACCUCCCGGAGCCGCCCGGCGGCGGCGGCGGCGGCAGCGACGGGGUGGGGGCGCCGCAGCAGCAGCAGCAGCCGCCGCCGCCGCCGCAGCAGCCUCCCCCUUCCCACCCGGCCGCCUUGGCCCCGCCAGCCUACGGCUUCGGGCCGCCCUACGGCCGGGGAGCCCAGGCUGCUGCCGUCGCCGCCGCCGCCGCGGCUGCCUUCCACCAACAUGGCGGACAACAAAGCACUGGCAUGGCAGCGCUGCAGAGCGGGGGCCUGGAGCAGCCCUACCCGGGGCCGGCGGGGGCCCCCCCGGGGCCGCCCCCUCCCCAGAACUCGCAUGGCGGCGCCGAGCACGGCUUCCCCAACCACCAGUACAACUCGUACUACGCGGCGGCGGCGGCCGGGCGCAGCGCCGGCGCCUACCCGCCUCCCCCCCAGGCCUACGCCCUGAGCUCCCCCCGGGGCAGCGCGCAGAGCCCCGCGCAAGCGGCCGCCGGGGCCAAAUCCCCCGCCGCCGCCGCCGCCGCCUUCCAGCAGCAGCAGCAGCAGCAGCAGCGCUUCGGGGCCAUGGGGCCCUCGGCCGCCGGCGGGGCAGCAGGAGGAGGGGGCGCCACCCCGCAGCCCACCGCUACCCCCACCCUCAACCAGCUGCUUACCUCCCCCAGCUCAGCCCGCGGCUACCAGGGCUACCCCGGGGGCGACUACAGCGGCGGGCCCCAGGACGGGGGAGCCGCUGCCAAGGGCCCGGCCGCGGACAUGGCCUCCCAGUACGGUGGGGGCAAUAGCCAGGCCUGGGCCACGGCCGCAGGAGGGGGCCAACAAAGGAGCCACCAUGCGCCCAUGAGCCCCGGGAGCAGCAGCGCUGGAGGGGGACAGCCGCUCGCUAGGACCCAGCAGCCAUCAAGCCCAAUGGAUCAGAUGGGGAAGAUGAGACCUCAGCCAUACGGAGGAAGUAACCCAUACACACAGCAGCAGGCACCUCAGUCGGGGCCACAGCAAGGACAUGGAUAUCCAGGACAGCCAUAUGGGCCACAGACUCCCCAGAGAUAUCCCAUAGGAAUGCAAGGCAGGACACAGAGUGCAAUGGGCAGCAUCUCGUAUGCACAGCAGAUUCCUCCUUAUGGACAACAGGGCCCGAGUGCGUAUGGACAGCAGAGCCAGACUCCAUAUUACAACCAGCAAAGUCCUCAUCCCCAGCAACAGCAGCCUCCAUAUUCUCAGCAGCCAACAUCCCAGACCUCUCACUCCCAACCUUCUUAUCAACAGCAGCAGACUGCGUCUCAGCCUCCACAGCUUCCGUCAUCCCAGCCUCCGUACUCCCAGCCGCAGUCCCAGCAGUCCCCAUCACCGUAUCCCCAGCAGCAGCCCACAGCCCAGCAACAUCAGCAGAGUCAGCCUCCGUACCCCCAGCCACAGUCACAGUCGCCCUACCAGCAGCAGCAACAAACUCAGCAAACCACCUCCUCUGCUCUUUCUCAGCAGACUUCUUCAUAUCCUCAGUCACAACCACAGCAACAGCAGCAGCCUGCGUACUCCCAGCAACGCUUCCCACCUCCACAGGAGUUAUCUCAAGACUCAUUUGGGUCCCAGGCAUCAUCUGCCCCCUCAAUGGCUUCCAGUAAAGGACAAGAAGAUAUUAACUUGAAUCUUCAGUCAAGGCCCUCCAGCCUGCCGGAUCUGUCUGGUUCCAUAGAUGAUCUACCCAUGGGUACAGAAGGAGCCCUGAGUCCUGGAGUAAGCACGUCAGGGAUUUCAAGCAGUCAAGGAGAGCAGAGUAACCCAGCUCAGUCUCCUUUCUCUCCGCAUACCUCGCCUCACCUCCCAGGAAUCAGAGGGCCCUCCCCUUCCCCCGUUGGCUCUCCUGCUAGUGUUGCCCAGUCGCGUUCUGGUCCACUCUCACCUGCUGCCGUACCAGGCAAUCAAAUGCCACCCCGACCACCUAGUGGCCAUUCGGACAGUAUCAUGCAUCCUUCCAUGAAUCAGUCAAGCAUAGUCCAAGAUCGAGGUUACAUGCAGAGGAAUCCUCAGAUGCCCCAGUACAGCUCCCCUCAGCCUGGCUCCGCCUUAUCUCCACGUCAGUCUUCUGGAGGACAGAUGCAUGCUGGGAUGGGACCUUAUCAGCAGAAUUCACUGGGAAGCUAUGGGCCCCAGGGGGGUCAGUAUGGUCCUCAAGGAGGUUAUCCUAGGCAGCCAAACUAUAAUGCUAUGCCUAAUGCCAACUACCCCAGCCCAGGAAUGGGGGGAAGUAUAAACCCAAUGGGAGCAGGGAGCCAGAUUCAUGGUCAGACUGGUGUGCAACCCUAUACUGGGCUUCCCCCAGGAAGGAUGAGCCAUGCAGCCAUAGGGAACAGGCCCUAUGGACCCAACAUGGCAAAUAUGCCUCCCCAGGUGGGGACAGGGAUGUGCCCACCACCGGGUGGCAUGAACCGGAAAGCACAAGAAGCAGCUGCUGCCGCCAUGCAUGCUGCUGCCAACUCCAUCCAGAAUAGGCCUCCUGGCUAUCCCAACAUGAACCAAGGGGGGAUGAUGGGAACUGGAGCUCCUUAUGGACAAGGAAUUAACAGUAUGGCUGGCAUGAUAAACCCCCAGGGUCCUCCGUAUCCUAUGGGUGGGAAUAUGGCCAACAACUCGGCAGGGAUGGCAGCAAGUCCUGAGAUGAUGGGCCUUGCGGAUGUCAAACUAACGCCUGCAACUAAAAUGAACAAUAAGGCAGAUGGGACGCCAAAAACAGAAUCCAAGUCAAAGAAGUCCAGUUCCUCUACUACCACCAAUGAGAAGAUUACCAAAUUGUAUGAGCUGGGUGGUGAGCCAGAGAGGAAGAUUUGGGUAGAUCGUUACCUAGCCUUCACUGAAGAGAAGGCAAUGGGCAUGACCAACCUCCCAGCUGUGGGCAGGAAACCCCUAGACCUUUACCGGCUCUAUAUCUCUGUAAAGGAGAUUGGAGGACUUACUCAGGUCAACAAAAACAAGAAAUGGCGUGAGUUAGCCACCAAUCUUAAUGUGGGCACUUCUAGCAGUGCAGCUAGUUCUUUGAAGAAGCAGUACAUCCAAUGUCUCUAUGCCUUCGAGUGCAAGAUUGAACGAGGCGAAGACCCGCCCCCAGACAUCUUUGCGGCUGCUGAUUCAAAGAAGUCCCAGCCCAAGAUACAGCCCCCAUCUCCAGCGGGUUCAGGCUCCAUGCAGGGUCCUCAGACACCUCAAUCCACCAGCAGCUCUAUGGCAGAGGGAGGAGAUUUGAAACCACCAACGCCAGCGUCUACACCACACAGUCAGAUGCCCCCUUUGCCAGGCAUCAGGAGUAACUCAGUAGGUCUUCAAGAUGCCUUUGCAGAUGGCAGUGACCCCACGUUCCAGAAGCGGAACUCCAUGACUCCAAAUCCCGGGUACCAGCCCAGCAUGAAUACCUCCGACCUGAUGGGACGCAUGUCCUACGAGCCAAAUAAGGAUCCUUAUAGCAGUAUGAGGAAAGCUCCAGGAAGUGACCCCUUCAUGUCCUCAGGGCAGGGCCCCAACACUGGGAUGGGUGACCCGUAUAAUCGUGCUGCAGGUCCCGGGAUGGGUAAUAUGGCCCUGGGACAACGGCAACAUUAUCCCUAUGGAGGUCCUUACGACAGAGUGAGGACGGAACCAGGAAUGGGACCCGAGGGAAGCUUAGGAACUGGAACUCCCCAGGCCAGCAUUAUGCCUUCCACCCCUGACUCAGGGAUGUACUCUCCCAGCCGCUAUCCACAGCAACAACAGCAGCAGCAACGACAUGAUUCCUAUGGCAAUCAGUUCUCCACUCAAGGCACAUCCUCUGGCAGCCCCUUUCCCAGUCAGCAAACCACCAUAUAUCAACAGCAGAAUUACAAGCGACCGAUGGAUGGCACUUAUGGCCCACCUGCCAAGAGACACGAAGGGGAGAUGUACAACGUAUCGUACAGCACCGGGCAGGGGCAGGCACAGCAGCAGCUGCCUACAGCACAGACCCAACAACCGAGCCAGCAGCAAACUGCACAGCCUUAUACAUGUCCUGCUGUGGAGAACCAGUAUGGGAGUACAUACCCUGCCACUGACCGCCGACCUGCUGGAGGGCCGCAGAACCAGUUCCCGUUCCAAUUUGGCAGAGACAGGGUCUCGGCUCCCCCAGGCUCGACUGCCCAGCAGAAUAUACCACCACAGAUGAUGGGUGGUCCCAUACAAUCUACUCCAGAGGGCUUGCAGCAGGGCAGCUUGUGGCAAGGGCGCAAUGAAAUAGGGUACAGCUAUCCAAAUCGGCAGAGUUCAGGCUCUGCAGCCCAGGGGCCUGCUUAUCAUGGAGUGAAUCGAACAGAUGAAAUUCUACAUGCAGAUCAGAGGGUAAAUCAUGAGGGGCCAUGGCCCUCGCAUGGGAACCGUCAGCCUCCUUAUGGUCCUUCUGCCCCGGUACCCCCAAUGACAAGGCCCCCACAGCCUAACUACCAGACCCCUCCUAGCAUGCAGAAUCACAUUCCUCAGGUAUCCAGCCCAGCACCUCUGCCCAGACCUCUGGAGAACCGUACCUCACCCAGCAAAUCUCCAUUCCUGCACUCGGGGAUGAAAAUGCAGAAAGCAGGGCCUCCCGUCCCUGCCUCGCAUAUAGCCUCAGCAGCCGUACAACCUCCCAUGACGCGACGGGACAUCACCUUCCCACCUGGAUCCGUGGAAGCUACGCAGCCCGUGUUGAAGCAAAGGAGACGGCUGACCACGAAAGAUAUUGGAACUCCUGAAGCAUGGAGAGUGAUGAUGUCUCUGAAGUCUGGGCUGCUGGCUGAAAGUACAUGGGCCUUGGAUACCAUAAACAUCCUGCUCUAUGAUGACAACAGCAUAAUGACCUUCAAUCUCAGCCAGGUGGGUGCAGAUGCUCUGAGAUCUAGGUCUUUUGAAGCACUAACCUAUGUUAAGAAUCCUGUCAACAAGAUAGCAGAAUACAGGUCUUCUCCAUCUACAGCCAAACUUCCAGCCAUCCCAACAUUUGCAGAAAUGAACACAGCUGUUGUGUAGGCCAACCCUGAAUACAUACAUAUAGAGAGUCAGGGUAAUUGCAUACCCGACUACUUCGUUGGUAUACACAAUUACCCACUUGCAUUGUGUGCAAAUGCAAGGUUUUGCCUGGAUGGUGGAUGUGUUGUCUCUGUGGUACAAAAAGGGAAUAACAGGGAUGAGGUGCUCAAACCUACCUUCACAGUAAGGGCACUGCAAAAUGCUGAAGGCUGACUAUCUUCUCUGAUGAUCUACAAUGCCAUUUUGUUUUCUGU
Molecule: messenger RNA, 5556 nt
Organism: Dermochelys coriacea (leatherback sea turtle)
Lineage: Eukaryota; Metazoa; Chordata; Testudines; Dermochelyidae
Gene: ARID1A
Product: AT-rich interaction domain 1A
Exons: 19
Coding region: 26-5302 (1758 amino acids)
Biological process (GO): chromatin remodeling; positive regulation of DNA-templated transcription; regulation of transcription by RNA polymerase II
Cellular component (GO): SWI/SNF complex; nucleoplasm; brahma complex
Molecular function (GO): DNA binding; nucleosome binding
Source: RefSeq, a predicted model, not a curated record